AUGGAAGUUCAACAAAAGGAACAAGAGGUAUUUAUUUGCCAAACAAAAUAUGCCAAAGAAAUUCUGAAGAAAUUCAGAAUGGAUGAAUGCAAGUUUGCUACAACUGCUAUGGGUAAAAAUGAAAAGGUGGACAAGGAAGAUGUAGUUGAGAAGGUUGAUGAAACUCUCUACAGAAGUCUAGUGAGUUGUUUGAUAUAUUUAACAACCACAAGACCUGAUAUCUUAUACUAUGUAAGUAUGCUAUCUAGAUUCACAAAUUGUGCCACUAAAACUCAUUUUAUUGCUGCUAAAAGAGUUUCAAGGCAUGUGAGAGGAACACUAGAUUAUGGGAUUAAGUUCAGUGCUAGUCAAGAUUGUGUUCUGCUAGGCUAUUCUGAUAGUGAUCAUGGUGGUUCUGAUGAUAUGAAAAAUACUUCAUGUUAUUGUUUUAAUCUGGAAUCAGGGAUGUUCUCUUGGUAUUGUAAAAAACAAGAGGUGGUCGCUAAUCAUCUGUAG
Molecule: messenger RNA, 495 nt
Organism: Manihot esculenta (cassava)
Lineage: Eukaryota; Viridiplantae; Streptophyta; Magnoliopsida; Malpighiales; Euphorbiaceae
Product: secreted RxLR effector protein 161-like
Exons: 1
Coding region: 1-495 (164 amino acids)
Source: RefSeq, a predicted model, not a curated record